This is a messenger RNA of Photinus pyralis (common eastern firefly), 7729 nucleotides long. It is a transcript of the gene spg, whose product is annotated as dedicator of cytokinesis protein 3. Gene Ontology annotation, molecular function: small GTPase binding; guanyl-nucleotide exchange factor activity. The coding region runs from base 102 to 6065 and encodes 1987 amino acids. Gene Ontology annotation, cellular component: cytoplasm; plasma membrane. Lineage: Eukaryota; Metazoa; Arthropoda; Insecta; Coleoptera; Lampyridae. Gene Ontology annotation, biological process: small GTPase-mediated signal transduction. The record is from RefSeq and is a predicted model, not a curated record. The transcript is spliced from 27 exons.
CAGGUUCAAAUAAUGGCGUACACUGUCGAGUUCUAUUGAUUGUUAUGCAUCCUCUAAUAAUAGUGUAAUAUGAGUUAUAAGUGAAAUUAAAUGUAGUUACGAUGUGGAUUCCAACAAAAACAAAAAAAUACGGCGUCGCCGUAUAUAAUUGGAGAGGUGAUACUAAAUUUGGACUGUCUUUGGAAAUUGGCGAAACCGUGCAGAUAUUAGAAGAGUGCCAGGGUUGGUAUAGAGGCUUUUCGACCAAAAAUCGGGCAGUUAAGGGGAUUUUCCCUCAAACUUACAUUUAUUUAAAAAACUGUAAAGUGGACAAUGAAGGAUUGUUCGAGAGCGUCGUACCUGUUGAGGAUCCGGUCGUUCGGGAAGUUACACUGGUUUUACGAGAAUGGGGAGAUAUAUGGAAGAAGUUGUUUGUGGAUAGGGAGGUGUACAAAUUUGAGACCGUUGGUAAGGUGAUGCGUGAUCUGUUGGAAUGGAGGAGGCAACUAGUUUCAGGUACAUUGACUCAGGACCAAACACGCGAGUUAAAAUUGAAGAUCAUCGGCAAGAUCGACUGGGGCAAUCGAAAACUAGGAUUAGACUUGGUUCCCAGACAAGGAGCCGAAAUGGUCGACCCCGAUUCGAUGUCGGUAGUUGAGCUAUAUCAAGUGCACGUUUUAAGUGCAGAAAAUUCACAAGGUGCAUCUUCCAGAGGCACGUUAAAAAAGAAAGAAUCAAAGAAAAUAUUAACACACCACUUGUACCUGUGCAUGAGAGACUUUGGUCAUCACAUCGGAGAAGAUACGGAAAUCUUUUUUUCAUUAUACGAUGCCAAAAAACAAAAGUAUAUUUCGGAACGGUUCCUAGUCAAAAUUUCCAAAGAAGGAUUUUCUAACUACAUAGAAAAACUCCAUAUUAAUUGCACUGUUUUUACUGAUUUAGGAAACACAGAUCUUACAAAGGAUACAUAUAUUAUAGCGCAUGUGAUGAGAAUAGGCAAAAUGCUGUAUUCGGAAAGUUCGAAAAAGACUGACAAAAAUGCUCCGGCAUUAACCCAAGUAUUUAAGAGGCCACACGGGGUAGCUGUGCAAAAUUUAAGUGAUAUGGUCUCUCAUAAAGAUGGAGACUCGGAGGAGAAGGAGUUCACGUUAAAGGUAUAUCAAGGGGAAGAAAAAGAUUUUCAUCAGUUACACGAGUUGAUUAUACGACAAACGGGAAAAUAUAGUGCUUUAUCUUGUCAACCAAAUUAUGGUAUCAUUCUCUCGUUAAAACUUUUACAUGGCGAAUUAAAACAAAUAAAGGAAGAGAAUCCGCUGUUGUUUAAAAAUAUGAGCUUGACAAAUAAACUUGGGUUUCCCGAUGUAAUAAUGCCCGGCGAUGUGCGAAACGAUCUAUAUAUUUUGUUGGAGAAGGGCGAGUUUGAGCGAGGUGGUAAAUCGACCGGUAAAAAUAUUGAGGUUACAAUUUUGGUGUUGGAUAGCGAAAAAAAUAUUGUUAAGAAUUGUUUAUGGGGUGCUUCUGGUUUGGAGGGCACCACAGAAUACAACUCGAUGAUCAUAUACCAUCACAAUUCCCCUUCUUGGGCAGAAAAUGUUCGGCUCACACUUCCUAUUGAUAAAUUUGCAGGUGCUCAUAUACGACUUGAGUAUAGGCAUUGUUCAACACGUGAAAAAAAUGACAAGAAAUUAUUCGGUUUCUCCUUCAUACGAUUAAUGGACAAGGAAGGUGCGGCCGUACUCGACGGGCAACACGAGUUGUACAUUUACAAAUGUGAAGAUGCAGACAAACUGCUUAAUUGUGGGUACUUAUCCUUUCCGUACUGGAGUAAGGAUUGUGAGGGCAACCACGACGCCAUUGGAACCUUCUCACGUAGUCACAAGGAAGUUGUGGUAGUUAAAACAUUGCUAUGUUCGACGAAAUUAACGCAGAACGUCGACUUAUUAUCAUUAUUACGCUGGAAAUCGCACCCUGAGAGAAUUCAAGAGUCGUUACAAAGAGUAUUACGUUUAGGUGACGAGGAGCUUGUCAAAUUUUUACAAGACGUUUUAGAUGCGCUCUUCGCAUUAUUUUCGACUGAAGACGGAAAUUCCACGCAACACAGUGGCUUAGUUUUUCACGUUUUGGUUUCGAUUUUCAGUUUGUUGGACGAGUCCAAGUUUCAACAUUUUAAACCGGUACUUGAUGCUUACAUUAAGGAGCAUUUUGCUGCGGCGUUAGUGUACAAAGGACUACUGACAAGCGUUCAACAUUGUGCGGAUUGGGUUUUGUCAACCGACAAGCAAGAGCCGAUCCAAAAAUGUUUUAAAAGUUUGGAAUACAUUUUCAAGUUAAUUAUUCAAAGCAGAAUGCUGUUUUCGCGGGCAACGGGUGGCCAGUAUGAAGACAGUUUUCGGCGCGAUUUGCAAAGUGUGUUCUCAGCAUUGAACAACAUGAUGGGUAUUGCUACAUCGGUUAUUAUACCGACACAGGUUGCAUUGCUGUUGUCAAUUAGCGCCGUCUAUGAGCUUCUGAUAGAUGUAUUGCCUAUAAUGGAGGUAACAAAAUGGGCUGUGUUGUUACUAGAUUCCUUGCCACGAGAACUACCGGCGCAAUUGGUUCAAGCGAAAUUAAUGGCAAUUAAGAACUUGGUUACCAGUAAAAUUUUCCAGGAGGAUGACUCGAGAAAUAUGUUGUUGGCGAAUGCCUGCAAACAUUUACGCUAUCACUUGGUUCACAGGGAUGAGUUACGCUUGUGCACCGAAAUACUAGGCGAAAUUUUAGGCUUCUUAUGCAAACAAAAAAAGCACUGUGAAGAACAGGGCAAGAUCAAUAAUUGUAUUCACCACGAUGUGGACACGCUUUGUAUUAACACAUUUGACGUUUUAAUUCAAACAGUAUUAGCGAUAAUUGAUAAGAAUAUAACUGUGAUUGGCCAAUUGGUCGCGUGCUUAAUCGGAUGCCUGCAAUUAUUCGACGAAUUUCACUACAAACGUUUGUGGGAAACUCUAAUGGGCUCAAGUCACGACCGUAAACCUCUAAAAGAUUUUUUAAUGCGCGCAUUUCUUGUCUUUCGCCAGUUAGUUAAGCAAGAAGUUUAUCCACCCGAUUGGCUCGUUAUUAAGAUGGUAGCCAACAACGUAAUGUUAAAAGCGCUUCAGGAACUCGCACAACCUCUCGCGUUCAAAUUCUUAGAUACUCGAACUGGCUAUUUCGACAAAGAGUUGUGGACCAGCUAUUUUAAUCUUGCAGUUGACUAUUUAACGCAACAGUCCUUGCAGUUGGAGCAAUUCUCUGAGGUUAAGAGAGAGAAAAUCAUUGAAAAGUACGGAGACAUGCGCGUACUUAUGGGAUUCCAAAUACUUUCGAUGUGGUCUCAGCUCGGUGAACAUAAGCUACACUUUAUACCGUCAAUGGUGGGACCAUUUUUAGAGGUUACUUUAGUACCCGAAAUUGAGUUGCGGAAGGCAACUUUACAUAUCUUCUUUGAUAUGAUGGAGUGUGAGCAGAAGGUUCGUGGGAAUUUUAGACAGGUGGAGAGUGAGCUGAUCGAUAAAUUGGAUAUUUUAAUUUCGGAAAAUAAAGGGGACGAUGAAUAUAGGAGGCUAUUUAAUACAAUGGAACAUUUAAGUGCAGUGUUACUGGAUAGAGUGCAGUCGGAAGAUCCGGCAUGGAAAGACAGUGGAGCAGCUUUUAUUAGUUCGGUGACACGGUUGCUUGAACGACUCUUAGACUACCGCAGUGUAAUACAGGGUGACGAAAAUCGCGACAAACGCAUGUCGUGUACUUUUAAUUUGCUUAACUUCUACAAAAAUGAAUUCAAUCGCAAGGAGAUGUAUUUGCGCUACAUUUAUAAAUUACACGAUCUGCAUAUGUCGGCUGAUAACUUUACAGAGGCGGGCUUCACGAUGAUGUUAUAUGCCGAUCAGCUAUCCUGGACCAGUAAUACAUUAGUUGUAGAUUCAAAUUAUGCUGGUUAUAGGGAGUGUGAAGUGAAAGAAAAAUUGUAUCAUUUAAUUAUUAGCCAUUUUGAUAGGGGAAAGUGUUGGGAAAAAGGCAUACCACUGCUCAAAGAGUUGGCUAAUCUCUACGAAACACAGCUAUUUAACUAUAAAGCUUUAAGCGAUAUUUUAAAAUAUCAAGCGAAAUUUUAUGACAAUAUUUUAACACAACUCCGUCCCGAACCGGAAUACUUUCGUGUCGGAUUUUAUGGUUUAAGUUUUCCGCUUUUUGUUAGAAAUAAACAAUUUAUUUAUAGAGGUUUAGAGUAUGAAAGAAUAGGCGCAUUUACACAACGAUUACAGACUGAAUUUCCAUCCGCACAUAUCCUUACGAAAAAUACGCCUCCUGAUGAUACUAUAAUUAAUUCAGAAGGACAAUUUAUACAGAUAAGUAAUGUGAAACCGAUCCCCGAACCCAACCCCAUAGUAUUAGCGAGCGAUAUACCCGAAAAAAUAUCUCGCUUUUAUCAUUACAACGAUGUCAGACGUUUUCAGUGUGACCGUCCAGUUAACAAAGGUAUUGUAGACAAGGAUAACGAAAUUAAGACAUUAUGGAUAGAGAGAACGAUUUUGGAAAUUGAGAGCUUACUACCUGGAAUAUUGAGAUGCUUCGAGGUAGUGACAAGGCAUACCGAAGAAAUUGCACCAGUUCAAUAUGCGUGCGAGACGAUGGAGUCUGUGGAAAAAGAAGUUCGUCAUCUCAUUGUCGUGUACACUGCAGAACCGAAAAGGAACCUGAAUCCGUUUACGAUGCGCUUACAAGGAAUUAUUGACGCCAACGUUCAGGGUGGGAUCAGCAAAUAUCAGCAGGCGUUCUUUACUCAGGAGUUCACGAAAUUAUUUCCCGAGCAUAUGACGCACGUGUACAGACUAAAAAAUCUAAUUUUCGAUGCCAUGCAGGUGUUAGCUUGCGGAUUAGAACUGCAUGGGAAAUUGGCGCCCAGUGGCGUGCAACCUUUACAUCAACGACUUUUAGAGCGAUUUGCACAAUUGCGCCAUAGUUUAGGUUCGAUUAACAAAUUAAAACGGCAACAAUCGGAGAGUAUUGUGAAUACUCCACUACCUCCAUUACCAAUAGAUAAAUUACACUUCAACGAGAAUCAUAGUAAUCGGUCUUCUGGGUCAAGUGGAAUUUAUGGGCAGAUGUACGAACAACAAAUAUUAGAAAACGACGAUAUUUACACAAAACCAAUGGAGUUCUUAGACCGCCUUGGACCUAGCCGUGAAAAUUUAACACUCCCAAUGGUGUCUACCGCACCUCCGAUACCGCAAAGGGAAAACAGGCCACGUUCCCAAGGAUACAAUACCACACCAACCAAUCCUUUGGACUCGGCCCGUACGCCGACAAGAGGAAGUGUCGAUUAUUCUAGUUUACCUCCCAUGAAGUCACGGGAUUUGGACACCUCCGAAAUUGUUCUACCUCCGAAACCAACUCACAGUCGCGAGCGAUCCCUAACCAAGCCACCUUCUCCGCGUUUGCUUAGGCAUUCUGUCGCCACGCCAACCGAAUCAACUAUGCGAAAUUCGUGGCCGGAGAGUGGUACGGAGGAAGCGCCGCCAUUACCUCCAAGAUCGCAUACUCCUGACAAACGACCUGGUUCCAUUACUCUCAGCGAACCACCUCCAAAUAUUCCUAAAAGGGGACAAAAGAAACUAUCCACCACAUCAAUAUUUAGCAUAGACUCGAUCGUCGACAUUUCCCUUGAAGAUUUGAACCCAGACAUCACAGCGGCAAUUACUACACAACCGGAACCAGACGGUCACGAUCUGCGCGAUUCAGGCAUUAGUAUUACAGAUAACUCGCACCUUAACAACUUCAAUAACACCUGCUACGAAGAAUUCGACUUACGUACGCAUCAACAGGAGAUGAACAUCAAUUCGAGUCCGCAAGAGUUUAGCCCCAAAAUGGAAAAUCCCCCUCCUAUACCACCGAAGGCGACUUUAGGUUUACAGUUAAGUUUAAAUUCUAGUUUCGAUUUAGGUAGCGGUAGCUUAGAACGUAAACCGAAGCCGGCUGAAGCCGAUGUGUCUUCUCCCGGAAAUUACUCGGUACCUAAAUUACAAAACGAAAAUGGGGACGUUGGUAAAAGUAGCGAAAAUCCGUGUUAGUAAUAGUGUGAUUACGGUUUCAUUUCAAACGUAAGCAUUCCCAAGAGUAUUUAUUCCAGAAAUCCGAGAAUGUGCGGGUCAUUUUUUUAAUAUUGUGAAGUAUUUUCUUAUGCAAUGAAUUUUAUUGUCUAUUUAAUGUGUAUAGUCGUAUAUUGAGUGGGUCACAUGAAGUAAGCAAAAUGUAUUGUUGGGCCUAAUGUCUGCUUUGCUUCCUUUGAAAUGGACCCUCGUUCAGGCCAUUAGUGAAAGUAUAGUCGGGUGUCAUAUAUUUUUUAAUAUAACAGAGUGCCAACGUUACAUAUUAGCAAUACAUAGUGUCAUUUGCUACUGUUAAAAUCAGGGCAACAUUUAAUGCUAUUUUGGAGUUACAACUUUAUAGUAAAUAUUGACUCUUGAUUAUUUGCUUUGCGCCUGCACUGGUACACUUUGAGUAAUUUAUCAAAUGAUUGGGGUUAAGUGCCAGUAUGCUAUUUUGUCUACUCUAAAAAUAAUGGAUGGUAUUCGCAAAGAAUAGUAAAUAUAAAGAGUUCGCUAUUGAUGAGGUUAAUGAAACGUUGACAUUUGGAUUUUCAAAUUCUUGUGGGCACAGGUAGAUAUUCUGUACAAAGUGUUGCUUACCGAAACUAUAUCAGCAGUUUGGGCGUUGUUGUUCCCCCAGAGACGCGUUGAAGUAGAUAUAGGGCCAUGUGACGUUAUAGACAGUGAGUUCUAGCUCACGAGUUUGGCCGAUAGGCCUGUGCAAUACAUUAAACAGGUCAGUUUCACAGGUGAAACAGGUUGUUUAAUAUGAACAAGUCUAUUGAACAGUCAUGUUUCUCUAUGAAACAGACCUAUUUGGAAGCACAAUUCUGGCGUGUUACAUGAAUUUCGCCCAAAUGCGUGCUCUAGAAAAUCACUGUCUGUAACGCCACCCUCCUGUCUGGCAUAGGUGGCCAUAUAUCUACUCAACUGGUAGGAUUCUUGUGUCUGCCCAGAUAUUUGCAAUGAAUGUUGAUGCUACCUACAUACAAUGCUGUGUUGCCAAAGUACAUCAAACUGAAUGUACUUUCGCAAAUGCAUAUCCGAAUAUAAAUUCUUCUUCUUAAAAUUUACACAUAUAUGCGUUUAGCGUUAAAUCUCUUUAUAUUUGUUAAUCUUUGAUAAUGCCUGGUCCGAAAAAACUUACCAUGACAUUUUAGGCCCUAAAGUUGCCACAUUUGUGGUAUUUAAAGACCUAUUUCUACAUCUGAAUAAUUGAGAGUCCUCAAUUGUAGCCAGGAUACAGAAAAGUCUGUCACAGAAUAUGAAUGUAAAAAAAUGGUACAACAAUUAAUAUUAAUUAGUGCCUGGUCGCCUUAUAAUUGAACUGUCAUGUGCUCACGUAACGUUUUCGAUAUGCCACCAAGGCGUUUAGUUGUCAACUUUUCAGUAUUCAAGCUAUUAUUGCAUACUCAUUCGAAACACAAAAGAUUUUUAUCAGUUGCUGUUUUUUAUUCUGCAAAUCAAUGUUAUUUGCUUGAUUAUAUUUGAUGGGUUUUUGAAGCAAAGUGGUGCUAAUUAUACAAACAUGUUACAAUUUUUUCAUACAUUAAAAGUUUUUGAGUAUGUUGUUUUGGAAGCAGUUCCUAUAUGUUUGGAAUAUCUGUUAUGAAAUGCUCCUACAUUUUACUGUAUGUUUAAAUUGU